AUGGUUUUAUUAGCCUUUACAGAAUGUAAUGUGGCUUUAGAUAAUCUUCAGAUAAAAGAAAAUGCCCUGAGUGAAUUGGAUGUUCCUUUUAAAGUCAAGGCUGGCCAAAUUGACAAGUUAACUUUGAAGAUUCCUUGGAAAAACCUUUAUGGAGAAGCAGUUGUUGCAACUCUAGAGGGAUUAUACCUGCUUGUUGUCCCUGGAGCAAGUAUUAAAUAUGAUGCUGAAAAAGAAGAAAAAUCCUUGCAGGAUAUUAAACAGAAAGAACUAUCUCGAAUUGAAGAAGCCCUUCAAAAAGCAACAGAAAAAGGUGCACAUUCAGGGGAGUUCAUAUAUGGCUUGGAAAACUUGGUUUACAAGGACAUCAAGCCUGGACGUAAACGUAAAAAGCACAAAAAACAUUUUAAGAAACCUUUUAAAAGUCUUGAUCGUUCAAAAGAUAAGCCAAAAGAUGCCAAAAAAGAUACAUUUGUGGAAAAAUUGGCAACUCAAGUAAUAAAAAAUGUUCAAGUAAAAAUCACAGAUAUUCACAUUAAAUAUGAAGAUGAUGUCACUGACCCAAAGCGGCCUCUUUCAUUUGGCGUCACACUGGGAGAACUUAGUUUGUUGACUGCAAAUGAACACUGGACUCCAUGCAUAUUAAAUGAAGCAGAAAAAAUUAUAUAUAAGCUUAUACGACUUGAUAGUCUUAGUGCCUACUGGAAUGUAAACUGCAGCAUGUCUUACCAGGGAUCAAGGGAACAGAUUUUGGAUCAGCUGAAAAAUGAAAUUCUUACAAGUGAAAAUAUACCUCCAAAUUAUCAAUACAUUUUCCAGCCAAUAUCAGCCUCUGCAAAACUCUACAUGAAUCCUUAUGCAGAAACAGAGCUCAAAACACCCAAACUGGACUGGAACAUAGAAGUACAAAAUAUUGCCAUUGAGUUGACCAAGCCUCAGUACUUAAGUAUGAUUGACCUUUUGGAGUCAGUGGACUAUAUGUUUAGAAAUGCCCCUUACAGGAAAUACAAGCCAUAUUUACCACUUCAUACCAAUGGUCGACAGUGGUGGAAAUAUGCAAUUGAUUCUGUUCUUGAAGUUCAUAUUAGAAGGUAUACACAGAUGUGGUCAUGGGGUAACAUAAAAAAGCAUAGACAGCUACUUAAGAGUUACAAAAUUGCCUACAAAAACAAGCUAACACAGACUAAAGUCUCAGAAGAAAUACAGAAACAGAUUCAGGACCUGGAGAAAACUCUAGAUGUUUUUAACAUAAUUUUGGCAAGGCAACAAGCACAUGUUGAGGUGAUUCGGUCUGGGCAAAAAUUAAGGAAGAAGUCUGCUGAUACAGGCGAGAAACGUGGAGGCUGGUUUAGUGGGUUUUGGGGUAAGAAGGAGUCUAAGAAAAAAGACGAAGAAUCAUUGAUUCCUGAAACUAUUGAUGACCUUAUGACUCCAGAGGAAAAAGAUAAGCUCUUCACCGCCAUUGGUUAUAGUGAGAGUACCCACAACCUAACUUUACCCAAGCAGUAUGUUGCUCAUAUAAUGACCCUGAAGUUAAUAAGCACCUCUGUUACAAUCAGAGAAAACAAAAAUAUUCCAGAAAUACUAAAAAUUCAGAUACUUGGCCUGGGCACUCAAGUAUCUCAGCGACCAGGAGCACAAGCACUUAAGGUGGAAGCAAAAUUAGAGCACUGGUAUAUAACAGGUUUGAGACAGCAAGAUAUUGUCCCAUCACUUGUGGCUUCAAUUGGUGACACUGCAUCAUCCUUGCUUAAAAUUGAGUUUGAGACCAAUCCAGAAAAUAGCACUGCUGAUCAGACUCUGACUGUGGAGUCUCAGCCUGUGGAGGUCAUCUAUGACGCGAAAACCAUCAAUGCAGUAGUUGAAUUCUUUCAAUCAAAUAAGGGAUUGGAUCUUGAGCAAAUAACAUCAGCAACAUUGAUGAAGCUAGAAGAAAUUAAAGAGAGAACAGCUACAGGACUUGCACAUAUUAUCGAAACUCGAAAAGUCCUUAAUUUAAGGAUAAAUCUGAAGCCUUCUUAUCUGGUAGUUCCAAAGACAGGUUUCCACCAUGAAAAGUCAGAUCUUUUGAUUUUAGACUUUGGUACAUUUCGGUUCAACAGUAAAGGUCAAGGUUUACAGAAGACUACUAAUUCAUCUCUGGAAGAAAUAAUGGAUAAGGCAUAUGACAAGUUUGAUGUUGAAAUAAAGAGUGUGCAACUACUUUUUGCAAGAGCAGAGGAAAACUGGAAAAAGUGUCGAUUUCAGCAUCCAUCAACUAUGCAUAUAUUGCAGCCCAUGGAUAUUCAUGUUGAGUUGGCCAAGGCAAUGGUAGAAAAAGACAUUAGAAUGGCCAGAUUUAAAGUAUCAGGAGGACUUCCUUUGAUGCAUGUGAGAAUUUCUGACCAGAAGAUGAAAGAUGUGCUAUGUUUGAUCAACAGUAUACCUUUGCCACAGAAAUCAUCAGCACAUUCUCCAGAGAGACAGGUAUCCUCAAUUCCUGUUAUUUCAGGUGGGACAAAAAGUCUGCUUGGUACUUCACUUUUGCUAGAUGGUAUGGAAUCAGAGUCUGAUGAUGAGUAUUUUGAUGCUGAAGAUGGAGAUGCACAGACUGGUAAAAGUAUGAAAGGGUCAGAACUACAAAAAGCUGCAGAAAUCCCAAAUGAGGAGCUUAUUAAUCUUAUACUCAAGUUUGAAAUUAAGGAAGUGAUUUUGGAAUUUACUAGACAGCAGAAAGAAGAAGAUACAAUCCUAGUAUUUAAUGUUACUCAGUUAGGAACAGAGGCCACAGUGAGAACAUUUGACUUAACUGCGGUAUCUUAUUUAAAGAAAAUCAGCUUGGAUUACCAUGAAAUUCAAGGAUCCAAAAAGAAGCCCCUUCACUUGAUUAGCUCUUCUGACAAGCCUGGAUCAGAUCUUUUAAAAGUGGAGUAUAUUAAGGCUGAUAAGAAUGGACCCAGUUUUCAAACUACUUUCGAAAAAACUGAGCAAACAGUUAAGGUGGCCUUUUCAUCUUUAAAUCUGUUACUACAAACGCAAGCUCUUCUCUCUUCUAUUACUUACCUCACAAACAUCAUUCCAUCAGAUGAUCAAAAUAUGGGUGUUGCCAAGGAGGUACACAUUUCACCUGAAAAGCAACAAAAAAAUUCAACUGUGCAGAAAGUGAUUGUGUCCUCUCAAGAGAAUGACAUUAUUGGCUUCAGGCUGUUAGCCAAGUUAAAUGCUUUUUGUGUUGUCAUUUGCAAUGAAAAGAUCAAUAUUGCCGAAAUCAAAAUUCAAGGCCUCAAUUCUUCUCUUUCUCUUCAGUCAAGAAAACAGUCCUUUUUUGCCCGACUUGAAAAUAUUAUUGUCACAGAUGUUGAUCCUAAGACUGUUCAUAAAAAAGCUGUGUCAAUAAUGGGGAAUGAAGUUUUUCGUUUUAACUUGGAUUUGUAUCCAGAUGCUACUGAAGGGGAUUCAUAUACUGACAUGUCGAAAGUGGAUGGUGUGCUGUCACUGAAUGUUGGCUGUAUUCAGCUUGUCUACCUUCAUAAAUUUCUUAUGUCACUUCUGACCUUCCUGAAUAAUUUCCAGACAGCCAAAGAGUCUCUCAGUGCUGCCACUGCCCAAGCUGCAGAAAAAGCUGCCACAAGUGUGAAAGAUCUGGCCCAGAGAAGUUUUCGUGUUUCCAUCAAUAUUGAUUUGAAAGCACCAGUUAUAGUCAUCCCUCAGUCUUCCAUUUCCACCAGUGCAGUAGUGGUCGAUCUUGGGUUAAUCAGAGUUCAAAAUCAGUUCAGUCUGGUGUCUUGUGAAGAAUACUUAAAUCCUCCAGUAAUUGAUAGAAUGGAUGUGCAGCUAACAAAGCUUACCCUUUCUAGGACAGUGAUCCAGCCAGGCACCUCCCAUCCUGAUAUCCAGCUUUUGCACCCAAUUAACUUGGAGUUUUUUGUAAAUCGGAAUUUGUCUGCAUCUUGGUAUCACAAGAUUCCUGUUGUGGAAAUUAAAGGACAUCUUGAUUCAAUGAUUGUUAGUCUAAAUCAAGAAGAUCUUAAUCUUUUAUUUAGGAUAUUAGCAGAAAAUCUUGGCGAGACUACUGAGGACAUGGAUAAAGUGAAACCAAGAGCACAGGAGACAGGUGAAAUUAAAGAGCCCUUUGAAAUCUCUGUAUCACAACAAGAUGUGCAUGCUUCAAAAGAUACUUUUACAACUGGAGUGGAAGAAUUUAGAUCUGUAGACAUCAUUAACAUGCUGCUGAAUUUUGAAAUUAAAGAGGUUGUGGUUACUUUGAUGAAAAAAACAGGAGCAAAAGGAAGGCCUUUACAUGACCUUAGUGUCCUACAGCUUGGAGUGGAAGCUAGAGUUAAAACCUAUGAUGUGACAGCUAAGGCAUAUCUAAAAAAAAUUGGUAUGCGAUGCUAUGAUUUCACUGACUCUAAUGGAGAACCUCUUCACGUUAUUAACUCUUCUAAUGUGACUGAUGAACCCCUUCUCAAAAUGUUAUUUACAAAGGCAGACAGUGAUGGACCAGAAUUUACAACCAUUCAUGACAACACCAAACAGCGAUUGAAGGUUUCAUUUUCAUCCUUAGACUUAGUACUUCAUCUGGAAGCUUUACUUUCCUUCAUGGAUUUUUUAUCAUCUGCCAAUCCAUCCUCUGAACCUUCUUCUGAAAAGGAAUCUGAAUUGAAACCACUCGUUGGGGAGUCCAGAAGUCUCAUUGUCAAAGCUGUAUCCAGCAAUGUUUCUGAAAACGAUGUAUUUGAUUUAAAGAUCAUAGCUGAAUUAAAUGCAUUUAAUAUCUUCGUCUGUGAUCAGAAGUGUAACAUUGCAGAUAUUAAAAUACGUGGUAUGGAUGCCUCUAUUUCUGUGAAGCCAAAGCAGACUGAUGUGUUUGCCAGGCUUAAGGAUAUCAUAGUUACGAAUGUAGAUUUGCUGUCCAUUCACAAAAAGGCUGUCUCUAUUUUGGGAGAUGAAGUCUUUAGGUUCCAGCUGACUCUUUAUCCAGAUGCCACAGAAGGAGAGGCCUAUGCUGACAUGUCUAGAGUAGAUGGCAGAUUUAGUUUUAAAGUGGGUUGUAUUCAGAUUGUUUACGUUCAUAAAUUCUUCAUGUCUUUUUUGAACUUUCUCAACAAUUUCCAAGCUGCCAAAGAAGCUUUGAGCACAGCCACAGUCCAGGCUGCAGAAAGAGCUGCUUCCAGCAUGAAAGACUUGGCUCAAAAGAGCUUCCGCCUUUUGAUGGAUAUCAAUUUGAAAGCACCAGUUAUUAUUAUUCCUCAGUCUUCAGUGUCAGCUAAUGCUGUUAUAGCAGAUUUGGGUUUAAUUAGAGUUGAAAACAAAUUUAGCUUGGUUCCUAUGGAACGUUAUUCUCUUCCCCCAGUCAUUGAUAAAAUGAACAUUCAACUCACUCAGUUGAAGCUGUCCAGAACUAUUUUGCAGGCUAACUUGCCACAACAUGACAUUGAAAUUUUAAAACCAGUCAACUUGCUUUUGUCUGUACAGCGAAAUUUAUCAGCAACAUGGUAUGUGCACAUUCCAGGAAUGGAGAUAAAAGGAAAACUAAAACCUAUGCAGGUUGCUCUCAGUGAAGAUGACUUGACAGUUUUAAUGAAAAUUUUGCUGGAAAAUCUUGGAGAAGUUUCUUCACAGCCAAGCCCUACACAGUCUGUGCAAGAAGCUGUGAGAGUGAGAAGAGUAGAUGUUCCAAGCGGAGCUGAUCCCCUCAAAGAACAGGAUUUGGCAGACUCAGAGGUUUCUAUGAACCAGAAUGUCACUCUUCAAUUUGACUUUCACUUUGAAUCUCUUUCUAUUAUUCUUUAUAACAACGAUGCCAGUCAGGAGUCCAGACUUUCAUUUCAUAAUGACAGUUUCCGGCUUGGUGAACUCAGACUGCAUCUUAUGGCCUCCGCGGGGAAGAUGUUUAAGGAUGGCUCAAUGAAUGUCAGCAUUGAACUUAAGACAUGUACCCUUGAUGAUCUCAGAGAAGGCAUUGAGAGAGCAACAUCGAGAAUGAUUGACAAAAAGAAUGACCAAGAUAACAACAGUUCUAUGAUUGAUAUAAGUUACAAACAAGACAAAAGUGGAAGUCAAAUUGAUGCUAUUCUUGACAAGCUGUAUGUCUGUGCCAGUGUGGAAUUCCUGAUGACUGUGGCAGAUUUCUUUAUCAAAGCUGUGCCUCAAAGUCCAGAAAAUAUGGCAAAAGAAACACAAAUCCUACCAAGACAGACUGCCACAGGGAAAGUCAAGACUGAGAAAGAUGACUCUGUAAGACCAAAUAUGACUUUAAAGGCCAUGAUCACAGACCCAGAAGUAGUAUUUGUUGCCAACCUGACAAAGGCUGAUGCUCCUGCCCUGACAGCCUCAUUCCAGUGUAACCUCUCUCUAUCAACAUCUAAACUUGAACAGAUGAUGGAAGCGUCUGUGAGAGAUUUGAAAGUGCUUGCUUGCCCUUUUCUUAGAGAAAAGAGAGGGAAAAACAUUACCACAGUCCUGCAGCCUUGCUCUUUAUUUAUGGAAAAAUGUACAUGGGCUUCAGGAAAACAAAACAUAAAUAUUAUGGUUAAAGAAUUUAUAAUUAAGAUUUCACCCAUAAUUCUUAAUACCGUGAUGACAAUCAUGGCUGCUAUGUCUCCAAAGACAAAAGAAGAUGAGUCCAAAGAUGCAUCUGAGGAGACAGGAAACCUCUGGUGUAUCAGAUCUGUUAAUGAGUAUAACUCUUGGUAUCUUGGUGUUGACAUGGCAACAGAGAUAACGGAAAAUUUCAAAGAUACCAAACAUGCAUUAUUAGAGGAAAAUUGUGCUGUUGUUGUGGAGUCAGUUCAAGUUACCUUAGAAUGUGGCCUUGGGCAUCGAACUGUGCCUUUGUUAUUGGCAGAGUCUAAGUUCUCAGGAAAUGUGAAAAACUGGACUUCUCUAAUGGCGGCUGCUGCUGACAUGACCCUGCAGGUGCACUAUUACAAUGAGAGCUAUGCUGUCUGGGAGCCACUGAUUGAGAGAGUGGAAGGGAAAAAACAAUGGAACUUAAGGCUUGAGGUCAAGAAGAACCCUAUCCAGGAUAAAAGUUUGAUGCCAGGAGAUGAUUUUAUUCCUGAGCCACAGAUGGCAAUUCAUAUUUCUUCAGGAGAUACAAUGAAUAUAACAAUAUCCAAAAGUUGUCUUAAUGUAUUCAACAAUUUAGCAAAAGGUUUUUCAGAGGGUACCGCUUCUACUUUUGACUACUCUUUAAAAGACAGGGCUCCUUUUACGGUAAAAAAUGCUGUAGGUAUUCCCAUUAAGGUACGGCCUAACUGUAAUCUCAGAGUAAUGGGCUCCCCUGAGAAAGGUGAUAUUUUUGAUGUUGAUGCUGGCCAGAAGUUGGAAUUGGAAUAUGCCAGUGUGGAACCUUCACAUCAAGGGAAACUAUCUGUACUGAGCCGUCAAGAAAGUUCCCUCUUCACUCUGACCUUUGUACCUCGUGGAUACACAGAAGUUGCAAAUAUCCCUGUUGUCAGACCUGGACGACGAUUAUAUAAUGUGAGGAAUCCCAAUGCCAGUCAUUCUGACUCCGUUUUGGUACAGAUUGAUGCAACCGAAGGGAAUAAAGUAAUUACCCUUCGCUCUCCUCUACAGAUUAAAAAUCAUUUCUCUAUUGCAUUUAUCAUCUAUAAAUUUGUUAGGAAUGUUAAGUUAUUAGAACACAUUGGAAUGGUCAGACCUGAAGAGGAGUUCCAUGUUCCUUUGGAUUCUUAUAG
Messenger RNA from Carlito syrichta (Philippine tarsier), 7682 nucleotides. RefSeq names its product vacuolar protein sorting 13 homolog C (gene VPS13C). The transcript is spliced from 59 exons. Gene Ontology annotation, biological process: mitochondrion organization; protein targeting to vacuole; protein retention in Golgi apparatus. Gene Ontology annotation, cellular component: extrinsic component of membrane. Lineage: Eukaryota; Metazoa; Chordata; Mammalia; Primates; Tarsiidae. The record is from RefSeq and is a predicted model, not a curated record. The annotation marks the transcript as partial.